AUUGGACAGAGGUGGUGGUCGCCUACCACUGCACGGCUCUCCCCACACUUGGCUCCCCCUGCCCCUCUCCCUCUCCCCAUUGUAGGCUGGAAGGAGGCAGGAUUAGGAUGAGGGAUUUGGGAGUCAUGUGGAUCUAGAUUUCUGACUGGUGUCCAGAAAACCGUUGUUUUACAGGAGGACUCUCAGUCGUGUGAAACACCAUCACACCCCUUGUCGUGUAACCUGUAGCUACUUUUGGAGUUUUCAUUCAACUUUUCCCUUUUCCUCCAGUGUUCCAGGAGUUUCUCGUGGAUUUGAACUGCAGUAGAUUACAGCAGUGACCGCUGCUCUCAUUCAUUUUCAACCAUGCCGCUAUAACCUGACACUACUUGUCAUUUUAACUCUGAUGAUCGCUUUGUAGAAAGUUAGAAGUGCCGCAGGACACAUUUCCCCAUUUUUUGUUCAUCCCUCGCUUUAACAUGACGGAAGAAAACAAAAGUGAACACAGGGCUGAAAGCGGGAAAGACUUGGAGAAACAGCUCCGAUUGCGAGUUUGUGUUUUGAAUGAACUCCUGCAGACCGAACGGGACUAUGUCGGGACGCUUGAGUUCUUAUCGGUGUUUAUGCACCGGCUCCACCAGUAUGCGGCCGCCAAAAUCGACAAGAACAUCACAGAGGAGACGGUGAAGGUGCUGUUCUCCAACACGGAGGAGAUUCUGGCCGUCCACAGGGACUUCCUGUCCAUGGUGGAGGGCCUUCUGCAGCCAGACCCCCACGCGCACCACGAAGUCGGACGCUGCUUCCUGCAAUUCAGGAGUGGCUUCCAGGUGUACGACGAGUACUGUGGGAACCACGAGAAGGCCCAGCGGCUGCUGCUGGAGCUCAACAAGAUCCGCUCCGUGCGCACCUGCCUGCUGAACUGCAUGCUGCUGGGAGGCCGGAAGAACACAGAGGUGCCACUGGAGGGCUACCUGGUGGCCCCCAUCCAGAGGAUCUGCAAGUACCCGCUGCUGCUCAGGGAACUUCUAAAGAGAACGCCUAAGAAGCACAACGACCACGGGCUGGUGCUGGAGGCCCUGCAGGUGAUGAAGGCCGUGUGCUCCAACAUCAACGAGGCCAAGAGGCAGAUGGAGAAGCUGGAGGUGUUGGAGGAGUGGCAGUCCCACAUCGAGGGCUGGGAGGGCUCCAACAUCACGGACACGUGCACGGAGAUGCUAAUGCACGGCGUGCUGCUGAAGAUCUCGGCGGGGAACAUACAGGAAAGGAACUUCUUCCUGUUUGACAAGCUCCUGGUCUACUGCAAGAAGAAGAACAGGCGUUUAAAAAACAGCAAGGCGGCCACUGAAUGCCCCCGCUUCCUGUUCAGAGGACGCAUCAACACGGAGGUGAUGGAGGUGGAGAACGUGGACGACGGGACUGCUGACUACCACAGCAGCGGGAACAUCGUGAACAGCGGCUGGAAGAUCCACAACACGGCCAAGAACAAGUGGUUUGUGUGCAUGGCCAAGACCCCGGAGGAGAAGCAGGAGUGGCUGGAGGCCAUCCUCAAAGAGAGAGAGCGCAGGAAAAGCCUGCGGCUGGGCAUGGAGCAGGACACGUGGGUGAUGGUGUCCGAGAAGGGGGAGAAGCUGUACCAGCUCAUGACCAAAGGCCACCUCAUCAAGGACCGCAAGCGCAAGCUCUCCACCUUCCCCAAGUGCUUCCUGGGAAGUGAGUUUGUGUCCUGGCUGAUGGACAUCGGGGAGACGGGGAACCCCGAAGAAGGGGUGCACCUGGGACAGGCUCUGCUGGAGAACGGAAUCAUCCACCACGUCACCGACAAGCACCAGUUCAAACCGGAGCCCGUCUUGUACCGCUUCCGCUACGAUGACGGCACCUACCACCCAAGAAGUGACAUGCAGGACGUCAUCUCUAAGGGUGUACGGCUUUUCUGCCGUCUCCACAGUCUCUUCAGUCCUGUCAUCAGGGAUAAAGACUACCAUCUGAGGACCUACAAGUCUGUGGUGAUGGCCAACAAGCUGAUCGACUGGCUCAUUGCACAGGGGGAUUGCAGGACGCGGGAGGAGGCCUUGAUCCUGGGGGUCGAGCUCUGCGACAAUGGCUUCAUGCAUCACGUGCUGGAGAAGAGCGAGUUCAAGGACGAGCCGCUGCUGUUCCGCUUCUUCGCCGACGAGGAGAUGGAGGGCUCCAACACCAAGCACAAGCCCAUGAAGCACGACCUGAAGAUCGCAGAGAACGUCAUCGCCAAAGCCCUCCUGAUCCGGCCCAGUGACGGCGGCUACGGCUUCACCCUGGAGGAGAGGAACCGGGUGCCCAUCAUUAAGGCUGUGGAGAAGGGCUCCCCUGCUGAGAUGGCGGGUCUGGAGGUGGGGAAGAAGCUGUUUGCCAUGAACGGAGACCUGGUGUUUCUGAGGCCCUUCUCAGAGGUGGAGAGCCUCCUUAGGCAGUGCUUCGAGAGCAAGGGACCCCUCAGGGUACUGGUCAGCACCAAGCCAAGAGAGACGGUGAAGAUCCCAGACUCUGCAGAUGGUCUUGGCUUCCAGAUCCGUGGAUUUGGUCCCUCUGUGGUCCACGCUGUGGGCAGAGGCACGGUGGCGGCGGUGGCGGGCCUCCACCCGGGCCAGUGCAUCAUCAAGGUGAACGGCAUCAACGUGAGCAAGGAGAGCCACGCCAGCGUCAUCGCCCACGUCACCGCAUGCCGCAAGUACCGCCGGCCCACCCAGCAGGACACUAUUAAGUGGGUGUACAACAACAACGAGAGCGCUCAGGAGGACGAGAGGAAGUCGAACCAAAAGCGCUCGGCGGAGGAGAACGAGGACGGGUUCGAGUGCAAAGUGGAAGAGGUGAUGGACAAGUUCAAUACCAUCGCCAUCAUCGACGGCAAGAAGGAGCUGGUGAGUCUGACGGUGGACAACGUGCACCUGGAGUACGGUGUGGUGUACGACUACGACAGCACCGCCGGUAUCAAGUGCCACGUGCUGGAGAAGAUGGUGGAGCCCAAGGGCUUCUUCAACCUCACCGCCAAGAUCCUGGAGGCUCUGGCGCGCAACGACGACACGCUGGUGCAGAUGUGCGGCCGGCUGAGCUCCAGCUGUGACGUCAUCCCGGAGGAGCUGCGGUCUCGGCUCGCCGCGCUGUGUGGCGAGAGGCUGGAGCACGUCAACCGCCGGCUCACCAACUACCGGAAGUUUGCCCGUGUGCUUAGGAACCGGGCGUGGCCCACCUUCAAGCAGGCCAAGACCAAGGUAUCCCCGCUGCACAGCAGCGACUUCUGCCCCACCAACUGCCACGUGAACGUGAUGGAGGUGUCCUACCCCAAGACCACCACCUCGCUGGGCAGCGCCUUCGGGGUGCAGCUGGACAGCCGGAGGAACACCAUGGAGGGAGGGGGGCGGAGCAGCGCCGAGCACGGUAAGGUGAGCCCCAUGGUGUACGCCCAGCACACCAUCACCACCAUGGCGGCCCCGUCGGGCCACAGCCUGGGCCGCACGGAGGGCCACGGCCUGCGCUUCCUCCUGCGGGAGGAGGACCUGCAGACCCUGGACGCCUACCAAAAGCUGGUCGCCAAGCUCACCACCGUCGUCAAGGAGAUGGACACGCACGCCGCCCAGAUCCACGACCUGCUGUCGUCCAUCAGCCACCCCGGCGCGACGGACGCCAAGACCCCCGAGGGCUUGAUCGCUCCGGAGAGCGAGGCCGAGCGGGGCGAGAAGAACGGCAAGAAGGUGUGCUUCAACGUGGCCGGGGACGAGCAGGAGGACUCGGGCCACGACACCAUCAGCAACCGGGACUCCUACAGCGAUUGCAACAGCAACAGAAACUCCAUCGCCUCUUUCACCAGCAUCUGCAGCAGUCACUGUAGCUCCUAUGUACACAGUGACGAGAUGGACUCGGGGGAUGAGAUGCCCAGCAGCAUGUGGCUGUCUCACGACAAGCAGAAGAAGCUCCACGGCUUCCUGGAGCAUCUGUUCAGCCAGGUGGACUCCAUCACCAGCAUGCUGAGGGGGGCGCUGGUGGGCCGCGCCUUCGAACAGACCAAAUGUUUCACACCCGGGAGAGGGCUACAAGAGUUCCAGCAGGAGAUGGAGCCCAGGCUGAACUGUACCAAGAAGCUGCGCCUCCACGUGAAGCAGGACCCCUGGAACCUUCCGGGCAGCGUGCACGCCUUUACACACACCGUCGGCCGCUUCGUCGAAGAGGUGAAGACACGGCUGCUGUUGGUCCUACUGCAGUACACAGACUCUGAGAUCCAGCUAAGGCGGGACAUGGUGUUUUGUCAGUCACUGGUGGCGGCCGUGUGUGCCUUCUCUCAGCAUCUCCUGGCCGUGCUCAACCAGUUCCACGAUGGAGGAAGGGACUGCGAGCCGGAGAGCCAGGACUCCACGGACCCCCCGGAGCCCCAGGAGGGUGGCCGACGCUGGCUGGAGCAGGUCGCCAGUGCCGGGCUGCUGCUCCACUUCCAGUCCCUCCUCUCCCCCCACCUGACGGAUGAGCAGGCCAUGCUGGAGGACACUCAGGUGGCGUUGAUAGACUUGGAGAAAGUGACGUUCUACUUCCGGCAGUUUGAAGGGGAGCCUCUCGUGGCAAACAUGCCCGUGUCCUACCAGGUGGAGGGGACCCGCCAGGCUCUGAAGGUCUGCUUCUACCUGGAGGGCUUCUACUUCUCCCAGCUGCCCCAGCGGCUGAGGAACGGGGGCGGCUUCAGGAUCUACCCCGUGCUCUUCACCCAAGCCCUGGAGAGCAUGGAAGGGUACUACUACCGGGACAACGUGUCCGUGGAGGAAUACCAGGCUCAGAUCAACGCUGCCUCACUGGACAAAGUCAAGCAGUACUACAAGAGGCUGAGGGCCUUCUACUUGGACCAGUCCAACAUGCCACCCAGCUCUGCACCUAAGGCUGCUCUCGUAGACAAGCUGAUGCGGCCCCUGAACGCGCUGGACGAGCUCUACCGCCUCAUCGAGAGCUUCAUCAGCUGCCGGCGCACGGCGGCCUGCCAGAGCACGGCGUGCGGCGCCUCGGGCGUGGGCCUGCUCAGCGUGGCGUCGGAGCUCUGCUCCCGCCUCGGAGCCACGCACAUCGUCAUGUGCAACAGCGGCGUCCACCGGUGUACGCUGAGUGUGACGCUCGAACAGGCCAUCCUCCUUGCCCGUAACCACGGGUUACCCCCACGCUGCAUCAUGCAGGCCACCGACGUCAUGAGGAAACAGGGGGCAAGGGUUCAGAAUUCUGCCAAGAAUCUGGGAGUGAGAGACCGGACCCCGUCCACGGUGCCAAGAUUGUACAAACUGUGCCAGCCUCCACCCGCGGACAGCGACCCAUAAUGCACUUGGGCUCUAUAAAGUGUCUUCCUAUGGCUGUGGAGGUCAAACCGCUCCAGAGAGUCCUCUACCUGCCCAUGAAGGAAUGACACGACUGAAGGCUAACUCUCUCUUGUUGACCUGCCAUUAGAUCCAGGUUUUUCCUUUGUAAUGUUCAACCCAUGGACGAAUAUAUGUAAAUAUAAUUUUAAAGCAGUACAUAGUCAAAUUAAUACUAUAUAUUUUUUUCUUGCUAUUGUACCGAAUAAGUGUGCAUUUUUUAUUCAGCGAAAAAGCAUCUCAAUUAAAUAUAUAAAACCAAAACAAAACAUUUGUGCCUUAAAAUUGCAAACUAAGUUAGAUUUGAAGGAAUCAAUCAAUGCCGUUGUCACGUAGCAAGCUUAAAAUGAUCUUGUUGUUUCCUACAGGGCAAUAUUUUCAUUUCACAAUAAUGAUUUUUAUUUACAUAUAAAGUGAAGUCAUAUCUGUUGAGAGGACAUUAUUGGAUUAUAAUCUGACAUGUUUCGAGUUAGCCAUUCCAUUUAUUCGCCUUUCCUCUGACACAUCAUCGCUUCACUGGUUCGACUGUAGAAGAACUUGGUGGAUUGAAUUGUGUACCGUUUUUAUAUGAUCUUGUGUUGUUGAUAAGCCUGUAAAUAUUGAUGUUCCGUUAAAAAAAUGACAGAAAGAAAAAAAGUUUUUCUGCUGAGGACGGAGCCACUAUAUUGUUGAACGCAUUGUUUGGAUUUCAUAAAUCAGUUUAUUCCACUGCAAAUUGAUGUUGUGUGAUAGUAACCUGACACAGAGAUAUUUUUUCAUUGUUCAUCAGUAUUAACACGUCAUAGAUUAAUGGCUGUUUUGAGCUAUGGAGUAUAUUCUGUUCUUUUGUAUUGGCAUUACUCAGGAUAUCAUUUUGAUGGUUUUUUUUUUAUUUUGAAUACUUAUCAACCUAGCAUUUGCUGCAUUGUUGUAGAAUGGAAGUAGUUUACUAUGCAAACAAGUCGUAUUAAAAAGCUGAAACAAUAAGCUCAUA
Molecule: messenger RNA, 6309 nt
Organism: Gadus morhua (Atlantic cod)
Lineage: Eukaryota; Metazoa; Chordata; Actinopteri; Gadiformes; Gadidae
Gene: prex2
Product: phosphatidylinositol-3,4,5-trisphosphate-dependent Rac exchange factor 2
Exons: 41
Coding region: 459-5300 (1613 amino acids)
Biological process (GO): regulation of signaling; intracellular signal transduction; G protein-coupled receptor signaling pathway
Cellular component (GO): plasma membrane
Molecular function (GO): guanyl-nucleotide exchange factor activity; GTPase activator activity; protein binding
Source: RefSeq, a predicted model, not a curated record